AUGUCUAAGCUUAUCACCAUCUUUGGCGCCACCGGAAACCAGGGCGGCUCCGUGAUAAAUUCGAUUCUCACCGAUCCUCAGCUUUCGAAUGAGUUCAAAAUCCGUGGCGUUACCCGCGACGCCACGAAAAAGUCAGCCCAAGAUCUGGCAAAUCGGGGUGUUGAACUUGUUACUGUGAAAAUCCCUUCCCAUCUGCCAAAAGUGGCUGAUCUGAACUCAAUCGAUUCUUUGACUGCAGCCAUCAAGGGCUCCGACACUGUUUUCCUGGUCACAAAUUACUGGGAAAUCCUGGAUCCGAAUGUCGAAUAUGCCCAGGGCAAGAACGUUGCCGAUAUUUGCAAGGCCCUUGGUGUUUCUCACCUGAUAUUUUCUUCGUUGUCCGAUGUCCAGAAGGGAAGUAAAGGGCUUCUCACUCAUCUUCCUCACUUUGAUAGCAAGGUUCGAGUGGAAGGGUACAUUCGUGACUCGGGAAUCGGUUGCAGCUUUAUACUUGCUGGGUACUAUAUGAGUAAUUUCAAAAAGGAGCUCAAACGGGCCGAGGACGGUUCUUAUCAAGUUUCCUUUCCUGUCGGAAAACACGCCAAGUUUCCUCUCUUUGAUGCCGCCCAGGAUACAGGCCUAUUCGUGAAAGCAAUUCUAAAGCAUGCUGGUGAAUUGAAGAACAAGCAGAUCCUUGCAGCUACUACUUACUACACACCCGAAGAGAUUGUGGAAAUAAUCUCUCGGGUUUCAGGAAAGAAGACAGCCUUCAUUCAGAUAUCCAAUGAGCAGUAUAUGGCCCCAUUGCCACCUGGUGUUGGUCAGGAGCUUGUUGAGACCCAUUUGUGUCUAGAGGACCCUGGCUAUUAUCUGGGAGAGCCCCUUGAGCCGAGUUUGAAUCUCCUUGACUCUAAGCCGACCCCCUUCGAGCGAUUUGUUGAGAAUAACUUCUCUACUUGGGAAUAA
This is a messenger RNA of Penicillium manginii, 945 nucleotides long. Its product is annotated as NmrA/HSCARG family protein. The coding region runs from base 1 to 945 and encodes 314 amino acids. The transcript is spliced from 3 exons. The record is from RefSeq and is a predicted model, not a curated record. Lineage: Eukaryota; Fungi; Ascomycota; Eurotiomycetes; Eurotiales; Aspergillaceae.